CCCAUAUGGACAGAACAUUCAAAAUUAUUGAGGGGCGGGGCCUCCGGUGGUCUUCAUGGUUGCUAGCGGCAACCAAGGGAGCCAUCCCAUGCGUGUGCGUGCGCAAGCCGGGCUUGCCCAUGUCCUGCCGUACGACCCCUCGCGCCCAUUGAGAGACACAUGAAGGCGGGAGGGAGGGAGGCGGGCAGGCAGGGAGGGGGGGCACAGACGUGUAAGAGGGGAGGGAGGAGAGGGGCGGCAACAGAGAGAGAGAGAGAGAGAGAGAGAGAGAGAGAGGACGUCUGGGCGGAUUUGGCGCCGGUGGCGUCUUUGGCAGUCCAACACACAGCAAGCUGCUUAUUAGCGAGCCAUCUCCCAAACGGAUUUCUGCGCACGGAAAGCAGGCAGGAGUCCGAAGGAUAAGUAGGAUGCUGAGGAGCUUCCCUCCGCGCCAGCCUUCUCCACCCUGCUUUCCGUGAGCGGAGAGCGCAAGCUAACGGGAGGAAGCCAUCGCCAGAGAGCGCGAGGAAGAGGAGAGGGACGAAGGCCAGGCAAGGGAGGAAGGAAGGAAGGAAGGACUUUUCUCUGUUGCGGCUGCAGUCGCUUUCCACAUCGGAGAAAUGGCAGCGACGGAAGCCGGCGCGGCGCCCGCGCUCCAGGAAGAUGGCGACAACCCCGAGAGCAAGCAGACGCAGGCUGAAGAACCCGCCCAGAAAUCGGAGACCGGCGACAGCGAGGCGGCGGACAAAGACGGCGCUUUGGUCAACAGCGAGGUCAUCCCGACCAAAGACGGCGUCCAUCACGACGCCCCGGUAGAGGCGGCGGCGAGCGGCAAUGAGGAGGCGGCGGUGGUCGGCGGCGAGGCGCAAGCCGCCCGCGUCUCGGAGACUCACGAGCACAAGACCUCCUUCCUGGACUCCUUCCUGAACAAGAGCGGGCUGGGCAAGGUGAUGCCGGGACGAAAAAAGAAAGAGCCGAGCGCCGGCUCGGAGGAGAGCGCCGCCGACAAAGACCGAGAGACCGGCGCCGACGAGCCGCCGGCCGCCGCCGAGGGGGCGGAGGCCAAAGGGGUCGGCGAGGCCGAGGCCGCUGCCGACGAAGCGCCGGAAAACGGAGACAAGGAGGACGAGAAGAAGGCCAAAGAAUCCAAGGCUUCCGUUCGAGACCUGAUCAGGAAGCCGGUGGCCAAGAUCUUCUCCCAUCGCGGCACCGAGAAGAAGGACGCCGACGCCCCGGAAGCUCCCAAGCCUGUCAAGGUCCGCUCCAAGUCCCUGGACCGCCUGGAGGACGCCGAAGCGCUGCGCGCGGCCGCCGACGAGGCCGCCGCCGAGGCCGAGACGGAGGCGGACCCCAAAGCCUCCUCGUCUUCGUCGGCCGCCGCCAAGCACAUGAAGCGCUGGCACUCCUUCAAGAAGCUCAUGGCGCAGAAAGCGCACAAAAGGGGCGGCGGCGAAGACGGCGGCGGCGACGCGGAAGGGGGCGGAGACUCCUCCACGUUGGAUUCCAAGGACUCGGGCCAGAAGAGGUGGAAACUCAAGCGCUCCUGGACCUUCCAGGGCCUCAAGAGAGACCCGUCCCUGGCGGGCAUCGCCGGCAAGGCCAAGGAGGAGCGGGACGCCGAACCGGGCGCCGACGAGGAGGACCAGGCCGAGGAGAAGGCGGAGGAGGCCGGCGAGGCCGGCGGGGGGGCCGCCGUCACGCAGCACGCCAACGACAUCUGGACCUCCUUUAAGAAGCGCGUCAUCCCCAAGUCCAAGCGCGCCAACGCAGAGUGCGGUCCCGCUGGGGACCGGGACGCCGUGCCCCCCUCAGGCGAGGACGGCGCCGCGGAGGACGCAAAAGACGCAAAGUCCGCCAGGGCCAAGCGGCCCCACUUCGGCCGGGCCGUCUCCCUCAAGAACUUCAUCCUGCGCAAAGGCAAGUCGGCCAGCGUGGACGCCGGCGAUGCCGCCAAGGAGGACGAGGAGGCCGCCGCCCAGGCGGCGGACGGCCAAGGGGACCUCCGAGGGGACGGCAAAGUCCACGUCGAAGCCGCCGGCGGAGAAAGCGCCGAUGACCGGGACGCCCGGCGGCAGGAAGGCCGGCCCGAGGUGCAGACCGCGCCCGCGCCCGCUCAGCCCCCCGUCACCAACGGCGACAACGGCUGCCAGAACGGAACGGCCGAGGACCACGGCCGCGACGGCCCGGAGCUCGACGACGAGAACCGGCGCGGCCCCGUCGCCAAGAGCAAGGAGCUCGCCGCGGCCAAGGAGGAGCCCAACGCCAAGGUCCUCAACGCCACGGCGCCGCCCGUCAACAGCGAGCAAAAGGCGGGAAGCGCGUGAGGCCACGCAAAGAGGAUUAGAACUUCGCUGAGCAAGGAGCUCUGAGCACCCCGGCCCCUCACCCCCCACCACAGCCACCCACCGCCACACCCAAAUCCUCGUUGCCUCGUUGCCACCCGCCCUCACCCGCGCCCCGCUCCCCCACCUAAAAGGAGUUAUCACGGGUCACCGCGGUGACAAAAGUGCGAGCGAGCGGGAGAGCCGAUGUUGACGUAGAUGGCAAACCCAGCAAAAUGGGAGAAAUACUCGGAAAGCAAUAAUCCCCCCCCCCCACGUCCCCACGCAUUCCAUUCCCUCUGCUUGUCUGUUACAUUUUAUAUUGUCUUCAAGAAAAAUGAAAAGGUAGGGGGGAAACAUGGAUUUCAACCCCCCCCCCCCCCCCCCACUGUGGGAUAAAAAUGCAUCAAAAGAAGAAGGGAAAGAAAAGACAGUUAGUUUUAUAUUGACAGCCAUGAUGCUUUGUAGUUACCCCCCCCCCCCCAUGUCCAUCCAAGUAGAUUGGACUCCAGUACAUAGACUGACGCCCCCCCCCCUUCCCGCCCACCAAACAACACUGAAAUGUCUCCAGAUCUCUGUGUCGCGUGUUUAGACUGUUCUGUGGACAUGAUGAUGUAAAAACGAAAGAACCCCCCCAAAAAAGAAGCCAAUUUGAUUCUUUGUCUUAUUUUGUAAAAGCACAUCCUGUCACUGUUUGUUCCUCUGCGGCCAUUGACACUUUCAUGAUGACGACGGUGUCGGCCCAGUCUUCACGUCUGAUAGCUAAAAAAAAUGGGGGGGGGGGGGAGAAUAGUGGAAUAAAGAGGAAAAUCUAACAAGUCAA
Messenger RNA from Hippocampus zosterae (dwarf seahorse), 3123 nucleotides. Its product is annotated as A-kinase anchor protein 12. Bases 600 to 2303 code for a protein of 567 amino acids. The record is from RefSeq and is a predicted model, not a curated record. Lineage: Eukaryota; Metazoa; Chordata; Actinopteri; Syngnathiformes; Syngnathidae. The transcript has 4 exons.